This is a messenger RNA of Notolabrus celidotus (New Zealand spotty), 5834 nucleotides long. RefSeq lists its product as uncharacterized. Gene Ontology annotation, biological process: regulation of transcription by RNA polymerase II. The record is from RefSeq and is a predicted model, not a curated record. Lineage: Eukaryota; Metazoa; Chordata; Actinopteri; Labriformes; Labridae. Gene Ontology annotation, molecular function: transcription cis-regulatory region binding; nuclear receptor activity. Gene Ontology annotation, cellular component: nucleus; aryl hydrocarbon receptor complex.
UGAUGAAGACCGGGGAGAGCGGUCUGACCGUGUUCAGGCUCCUCACCAAGGAGAACCGCUGGAAGUGGGUCCAGGCCAACGCCAGGCUGGUGUACAAGAACGGCAAACCAGACUACAUCAUCGCCACCCAGAGGCCUCUCCUGGAUGAAGAGGGCGGGGAACACCUGCGUAAGCGCUCCAUGCACCUCCCCUUCACCUACGCCACAGGUGAGGCCCUGCUCUACCAGUCCAACCAUCCCAUCGCCGGCUUCAGGGACGGCAGCACGGAGAAAAACGGCAGCAAGUCGAAGAAGAGUCGGACCGACAGGCUGGUCAGGGACGGUCUUGACCCCGGCUCUCUUCUGGGGGCUCUGAUGAGUCAGGAUGAAUCAGUGUAUGUGUGCCAGCCGGCCCUGGAGCCCAAAAUGUCAUUUAGCAGCUUCUUUGAAGACCAAAUGGGCUUCUCUGAGUCUGAACCGCCCCGCCUGCACAGGAGCUGGGGCGAGCCCAGCAACGGCCUGUUGGGUCCCAGCAUGGGGGAGCCCGGCACGAGCUUCGACCCGCUGCUGGCCACCCUGGACUCGCUCUCGCUGGAAGGCCACGGGGUGGUGGACUCGGACGAGGGAGGGUGUUCAAACGGGGAACUGUUCGGGGCUCUGGAGGGUCUGGGUCUGAGUGCUGAGGACCUGGAGCUGCUCCUGUUGGACGAGCGGAUGAUCCGAGUGGAGAUGGAUCCUGAGCGAGUUCCCACGCUGGACGACCUGCUGACCAACGACGAGAUCCUCUCAUACAUCUACGACUCCAUCGAGGGCAAGACCGAGUCCUCGGACCACGGGGGACAGGCGCCCCCCAGCACCUCCUCAGCCACAGCCAGCACGGCGUCCGGCUCUGAAAGUAACCCCCCCCCAGACCCUAAUGUUCAAAUGCAGUUUCCUCACCAUAAGCCGGCCCUGGUGGGGCAGGCGCCCAUCGUCCAGCUCUCUCAGCAGAUGCAGCAGCACCUCAGCAUGCGACCGGGGAAGGUGUCACACAGCUGGAGCCAGCAGACCGACCGUAUGACCAACUCCAGGGUCAACGGAGACCCGCUGAGCCAGAACCAGACCCUCCCCAACGGGCAGUGGACGCCACAGGACAUCCUCUCCAGUGCAGGGAUUCAGGUGGACCACUUCAACACACAACAGACUUUCUUCAACGGGAAGGCCUCGGAUCUGGACAGCAGCGUGCAUCAGCCGCCGCCGCCACACCCACACCCACACCCACACCCACACCCACGUUUCCUUCAGACGCAGCAGCUUCCUCCCAGGAUGCAGAACCACCUCUCACAGCAGUGCCAUGCCAAACAGAAGGCAACCAACCUCAACGGACUCUGCGGUCUGUCCGGCACAGAGCAUCCUGCAGGGAACUCUCAGUGGCAGGACUUUGGGUUCAGCGAGAGUCUGGGCAGCAGCCUCGAUAACAGCCAAAAACCUCUGACCAACACCUCACUAGAUUCCUGCAUGGAUUAUAGCAUGCCUGAGAUUGACAAUGCGGAUUACUCUCUGAAUGGAAGUAGUAUGUUUGGGAGGAACGGACAGGGGCGAGUGGCCGAGUCCACGGUGUCCUCCUUCCAGGGGAUGAACCAUAAACGGCUGCAGGAGCAGAUCCCGGUCCCUUUGGUUCAGGUCAUCUCCAGCCUGUCGCAGUGCCCUCCGCCCAACGCCUCCCUGGAGCAGAUCCUGGGAGUGAGCAAGCCAUGCCGGCAGCGGGACCACUACGGCGUGGUGACCUCCGAGAUCCCUCACGACAGCAGUCCCAGUAAGACGGAGAACGGCUGCAUCCUGAACACCUCUUACCCGGGCGGCUGCGCUCUGCCUAACAUGAACGGAGCGGCGCCCCCUGCUGUGCAGAUGCCGGUCCCUGAGCCUCUGUCCAGCCUCCCCGACCCCCCAGCCACCGGUUUCUACCUCUGACCAGCUGACCAGGAUCAGUCACGCAGCAGGACUCUGUUCAAGUCCAGAGAGCUCUCUGGCGAUGACUGGACCAGCCUUAUACGUCUAGACCACAAACAAAGCGGAAUUAACGUAGGCCUAAUGUUUCUCUCAGUUUGUCCUUUUUAUUUGUUCGUCUGUCGGGAGGGGGCGGGGUCAAUGUGUCGUGUUUCAAGUCAUAUUAUCAUAUGAGUCCUUUGUUUACAAUAAUGCAGUCGAGAGUGGAGAGAGGAGUUUAUUUAAAGAGACACAGAGAGAAGACAUGGAGAGAAGACAUGGAGAGAAGACAUGGAGAGAAGACAUGGAGAGAAGACAUGGAGAGAAGACAUGGAGAGAAGACAUGGAGAGAAGACAUGGAGAGAAGACAUGGAGAGAAGACACUUUCACCUGCUUUCAGAUACAACUCCAAACACACGUUCAUCUGCUUUCAGAUACAACUCCAAUCACACGUUCAUCUGCAUUCAGAUACAACUCCAAUCACACGUUCAUCUGCAUUCAGAUACAAACCCAAACACUUCCUGCUUCCUGUCCCCUGUGAGGAUCUGUCUUCCUGUCCCCUGUGAGGAUCUGUCUUCCUGUCCCCUGUGAGGAUCUGUCUUCCUGUCCCCUGUGAGGAUCUGUGGCUUUAACUCUCCUCUUAGACAGCAUCUUAAAAUCAGACUAAACCCCUGAGGACGCUGAGCUCAGCAGGUCUCAGCUUUUUAUUUAUUGAGAAAAGAAUUUCGGUAAAUCAAAUGAAGAACAUGACACACCCGGCAUGUUGAGCAUGAACUUUAUUAUUAAUCAUUUUAAAAAGAGGAAGAAGUGUCCUUAAUAAAAAACAAAGAGUUUAUUUUGAGGCAAAAAAAAAAACCUACAGCUACAGUUUCAGUUUAAACUGAAGAAAUUUAAUACAGAAAAAAAUGAAAAAAUAUAUUUACAGACAAAUUUAAAAAAAAAAUGUAGUUAUUCUGGUUUCCUUUAAUUUUAGGGAAAUAAAUAUAAAUCAUUAACAUUUAAAAAGUUAGGAAGACGACACAAACCCUCUGAAGGUGUUCAUCAUGUUUUUAUCACUUCUCUGAGUUCUACAUUAAAAUAAGAAGAAGAAGAAGAAUCUUAAUCUGAAACAAAAACAAAAUGUGAUGAUGGAAUAAAACUUGAUGCAUUUUGUAUUCAGUGAACAAACAACAGGAGGGAGAGAGUUCCUAACAGUGGGGAUACAGCAGGUUAAAUCUGAGUGAACCACUGACCGAACCACUGACCUAACCACUGACCGAAACACUGACCGAACCACUGACCGAAACACUGACCUAACCACUGACCGAACCACUGACCUGCUGAAAACAGACUUUAAAAACAGAAAAAAGAGAGAUGGAAUAAUAAUAUCAGUUCAGACAUGUUUACAUGCUUUUGUCUUUAAGGGAAAUAAACUAUUAUUUUUUAUGUUUCAGAAAUCAGGCAGACAAACAAAGGUUCUGGAGACCUCAUCAUCAUCAUCAUCAUCAUCAUAAUAAUAAUAAUACUUUUUAUUUAUAGGCGCCUUUCUGGACACUCAAGGUCUCCUUAUAACAUAACAAACAGUAAAUAAACAACACUCACCAGUAAAUAAAUCAAACACAAUCACAAAGUGGAAGUGAAGUCAGUCCCAUAAAGACAUAGUAAAGUGAGCAGGCUUGUCAUGUUCUCCUCUUGAUUUUCUUUCAUUGAUACAGUAAAUAAUAAAAACAAUUAAAACAUAAAUCAUCUGUUGGGUUGAUUAAAAACUAAUUUCAUUUUAUAUAAAGUAAAAAAAUAAACAUCAGGAGACAGACCUCAGACGUGGAUCAGUUUGAUUUGUGUUUGUUUAACAGAAAAAACUAAAAUAAUCAAAUCUAUGAAUUCAAGUUAAACACUUUAAAUAAGAACAAAGAUCUCCUCAACUCCUCUUAAAGAGGUUAAAGACUUCUCUGAACUCUGAGGUAAAUAACUCAAACAUCUGAGGACGUCUGGUGUCCCACUCUUUCAUCUUUUUAUUCUAUUCAUGAACAAAACAAUCAAUCAUAGAAUAAUCAGGAACAUGAUGAUCAUUAAAAUGAGCUGUAAGCCCUGAAACAGGAGAAGCAGAGAGUUAAAGCUCAGAUGGGUGACUCUACAUGUUGAUGAAUGUUCUCACAGGACGAACACAGACGAGCGUCAGAUCUCAGUGUUCAGUGUUAGUGAUUUGUAUCUGAACGCACCAUGGUACACACACACACACACACACACACACACACACACACACACACACUCUAUAUCAGUCAGGACAGGGUCUGAUCCUGGCGGUGGACUUCAGCUCUUAGUUCCUCCGUCAUGCUAUAAGAAUGUAAUCUCUCUCAGUGGUUCCUCUGUGACAUGAGUCCGUACGUCUCCGUGAUAUUAAACCAUGAACGCUAGAAAUAUCCUGCACUUUAUUUCAAGCACCCACUCCAUGCAGCGCUGCAGUCAGGGAGGUGAUGAAGAGUUUCUGUUGAUGGACCGGUUUGUUUUUUAAUUUGAGGUACGUCUCAGGUGAAGGGUUAAUGUCCUCACAAGCACAAACACUUCAGUGUAUCUGUCAGCGUCAUCUGUUCGCUCCACUUGAAUCUUGAUUUUGACUUUGUUGAGCUGAGGAGGGUUUCUGGAGUUUUACGGCCUCCAGUAGAAGAAGUCAUUUUAAUUUGUCUGUAUUUAUUCAUGUCCUGCAGCAAGUAAGCAUACUUGAUUGUUUGAAGUCGAUGUGUCAGACAUUCUCUUGUACAAAAGCUGAAAAUGUAAAUCAUCCUCUAAGUAGAGAAGCAGCGGUUACACUCUCUCUCUCUCUCCAGGGAAUCAGUGGAAUCAGUCUCCAGACACAACCUGUACACGGAGCCACAGACUCCAGAGACCGAGGAAGAGUCCGACCUGUCAGGGGAACUGUCAUCUCUUAUUUAAAGUCAGAGUUUAAAAUCUCCACUAAACGUUCAUCUUAGUCAGAAAACAAACCCAGAGAGACGCUCCGGAAAGCAAACGUGCAAAGCAUGCUGGGAACACAGCGAGGCGGAGACGUCUAGUGUCCGCUCCUCUCCCUCAUCAGGUCGUAUUCAUGGAUCUGAAGGAAACAGAACAGGUGAACUGUGAGGUCCUAAACUCUGUGAAGCUCAGAGUAAAAAGACGCCUCAGUUUAAAACCAGAAGGGACCAGCAGAGGUCUGGUUCUGCAGAGAAGCUGCUGAAUGUAGUUUUAGUCUUCACACAGAUUAAAGUCCUCAUCCUGUUCCUGCUCUUCAUUCAUUAAGUUAAAGAACAGAUGCAUGAGGAUUAAAGCUUCAGUGAGGAACUCGAACGGUGCAAAAGCAAAUAAAAUAAUUCGAAUGAAUCACGUAAAGUCAACGUAGAGACGAGAGUAGACGUCUGGCAAUGCGAAUGAAGCGAAUUCAUUCGCUUGAAUGAUUUGCAAGAGUUGAAAUAUCUGAACUCCAAUCAGUGUGCAGAUCACCCGGUGACAUGCAGACGUGAAUAUAUGGGACACGUUUAUUCUAUCUGUGCAGCUAUCUCUGUGAAGUUAGCUCCGCCCCCUUUAGCAUAACCGGCUUCCCCAUUCGACGUCCGCGAGAUCAACCUUGACAUUAGACUGCUGUGGCGUGGGAACCCCCCCUCCCUCCCUCCACAAAUAUUCGCAUCUUGAGCGCUCAUUUACAGAAGAUGUUUGACACGCCAAUUGAGCGAGUCAUUCGCACGAAUAGCACGACCGUUCGCGUCUCGUGUGAACACGACAUCAGAGUGCGCCCCCUGUGGUCAAAGCUGUGCGUCUCAUCUCUGCUGAUGUUGCAGAUGUGUGAGCUUCGUCCUAAUCUUCAUGAAUCUUUGCUGUAAAAACAUGAAACAGACAAAAUGUUAAAACUCUGAUUUAAAGAAAACUUUGCAACACUGAGAA